Drosophila sechellia is the source of this 1868-nucleotide messenger RNA. RefSeq names its product leucine-rich melanocyte differentiation-associated protein. The record is from RefSeq and is a predicted model, not a curated record. The coding region runs from base 705 to 1547 and encodes 280 amino acids. The transcript is spliced from 5 exons. Lineage: Eukaryota; Metazoa; Arthropoda; Insecta; Diptera; Drosophilidae.
UAUUUUCACGUUUUCCUUCUCUUUCCGCCUGCAUGUCGAAAUCAGCACAAUCGGUCAACUCUAAAUGAACAAACAAGUAAAUAAAAGUGAUUUAUAAUGCAAGGAGCUCUUAUUAUUUAGCUAUACAUAUAUUAUAUCCAGCGAAACAACAUAGACCAAUUGUUCCAAGCCACGUAAGGUAAUACAAAGUUCCUGAGUUUGAUAAAAGAGAUAAGAAAGAACACCUUAAGCCCUCUUACCGAAAGUACUCCUAACUUGAUAAGUAGUUCGAUAAUUCCGUGGAAGAGUAUCAUCAUCAACAAAGGAAAAACAAUAGAGAUUUCUUCCUCAUACCUUACUUUGUUGUUCUCGACUUGCAAGUACAAAUGUAUGUGCAUUCACACUUACUAAUCUGAACGAGUAAUUUUACACAGAAAAAAACGUUUUUUAAUAAACUUAUUUUAUAGUAAAAGGGAAAUGAAUUACUAUAAAAUUGUGGUAGUAAAGAUUCUUAACCUAUUUAAAUUUCCAACAGUGAUUUUUCGAGUGUACUUUGAGUGCGUUGGGUGAUUGUGACCACCAAGAUGACAAUUGUUUCAAUACACUCACAUAUUCGGUCUACCACAGACGUUGGACCAAAAUAAAUACCAUCCGGCGGAGUCCCGAUCCCGAUUGGAAUACACCAAGAUUAGGAUCAGCUGCCAGUUAUGUAGAUCUACGCCGUUAUGUCUGGAACAUCGACCUCUGAACGCUCCAACUCCGAAGACAGUCCGUCGAAUACCUGCCUAACAGAGGUGCUCAGGAAUUGUGCCAAUAUCCAGUCGUUGGAGAGCUUGAACUACGAAUAUAACGACGUUCUGCUGACCGAACCCAACGAGGGGAAGAUGAUUACGUCGAAUCCGUACUCCUUUAGCGGCAACAUUUCCAUCAGCAGUGGUCCAAGUGAAGAUGUUUCAUUUACGGAAAGCAUCCUGGAGGACAACGGGCGCAUUUCGCUGGCCUAUGAGAACCUGAAGACAAUUCCGCGGCGACUGGCAGACAAAUUCGCAGCGCAGACCAAGUUUCUCGAUUUGAGUCACAAUGAUUUCCGAAAUCUGAGAUUUCUCUCCUUUUUCGAGGAUCUGGACACGUUAAUCCUGGAUCGCAACGUAAACUUGGACAUAAACACUUUUCCCUACUUGCCGAGCUUAAGGAUCCUGUGGAUCAACAAUUGCGAUAUAGCAAAUAUAACCGACUGGAUACACCGCAUCGAACGGCAGUGUCCUGCGCUGGAUCAGCUCUCUUGCAUGGGAAAUCCUGGCAUCCGCACUGUUUUCGGGGGCCAAAUACCCCGCGAGUAUAUACUACAGGUGCUUCCCCAGCUAAAAUACCUCGAUGGACUUCCGACCAGCAGGAGUGCAGUUCAUGCGACGCUGUCUUCCUCACAAGGACAGGGUCCAGACUCCACCAGCAAUUCGGAGAAGCCUCCACCCGCAUCCGCACUCACUUUCAAGGACAUCUUCCGGCCAAAGCAUUCCAGAAAAUCGCACAGCGGACGGAUGUACGGCAAGGGCUCCUCCACUAAUUGAAGUAAUAUGCCGAAGGAGGGAGGGGUAUUCCACUGAUUGCAUUAUGUCCCAUUGUUGGACUAUUUUUAACCGUCCGCUGGAUUAUCAGCGCUGCCCUGCAGUCGUCGAUUGCACCUACAGUGCUAUGCAAGUAAAUAUGCAUAUGGUUAUUUCCAUGUACGUAUAUAAAUUUGCAAUCGUAUGGCGAUGGACACGCACAAGCCUAGUGAGAAUUAAUCUAGUGCAUUAAAGCCAUUUUUACAAUAAUAAGAGUCAAUGACCUCAUCGAAUAGUCAAGUAAACAAACGUAUACCAUCUUCAGAAUAAAUGUUCUUCGUCUUA